CUGACUUUGAAGCAAAAGCACAUCAACUACUGUUUCCAUUUAUAAUACUCUCGUGACUCCGACCCCCUUCUCUCUCUCCACUGUCCGGCUCUCCCCUUUACGAGUUUUUCAGAUGAACUGUUUCAUGUAAUCAUUGAGGAGCUCAAUGUAAUGUUCAUGUAGACCUUAUUCAGUUUAUCAUGUCAUUUAAGCUAAAUGACGAUUGAUAUGCAACCGUCUAUGGCACAAAGUGUGGGAACUAGUAGGUCUUCCUUUAGCUCUAGCAAUGGUAUUGAGGAUACUCCUUUGCACAACUCUGCUGCCAUUUCAAAUGCGGAUGAUUACGACAGUGAUACUUCUAAUUUUGCACCACCUACACCAACGACCCUUUCAAUGGCUAUUCCAGAUGAACUUGCUGGUGCUAUACCUGUGCUUAAUAGAUUCCAGGUGGAGGGAUUUUUAAGGUUGAUGCAGAAACAGAUUCAGUCUGCUGGAAAACGUGGGUUUUUUUCUAAAAAAUCUGUAGGCCCACAAGUUCGGGAAAGAUUCACAUUUGAGGAUAUGCUAUGUUUCCAAAAGGAUUCUAUACCAACUUCCUUGCUCAAAAUUAAUAGUGACCUAGUAAGUCGAGCAACAAAACUGUUCCAGAUAAUUUUGAAGUACAUGGGAGUUGAUUCAUCUAAUCGAGUUACAGCAGCAAAUUUAGAUGAACGGAUUGAGCUUGUUGGAAAAUUAUACAAGCAUACUUUGAAACGUUCAGAGCUCCGAGAUGAACUUUUUGUGCAGAUUUUAAAACAAACAAGAAAUAAUCCUGAUAGGCAAUACUUGCUCAAAGCAUGGGAGUUGAUGAAUUUGUGUGCUUCUUCCAUGCCUCCUAGUAAGGACAUUGGUGGAUAUCUAUCAGAGUAUGUUCAUACUGUGGUCCAUGGUGUGAGUGUGGAUUCCGAGGUCCGAGGGCUUGCAUUAAAUACAUUAAAUGCUUUGAAGCAUGCUGUUAAGGCUGGUCCCAGGCAUACAAUACCAGCUCGAGAGGAGAUUGAGGCACUUUUAACUGGUCGAAAACUUACAACUAUAGUAUUUUUCUUGGAUGAAACUUUUGAAGAAAUCACGUAUGACAUGGCAACCACUGUGGCUGAUGCUGUUGAGGAGCUUGCAGGGAUAAUUAAACUGUCAACAUACUCUAGCUUUAGUCUGUUUGAAUGCCGUAAAGUUGUUACUGGCUCUAAAUCACCUGAUCCUGGGGAUGAGGAGUAUAUUGGGCUAGAUGAUAACAAAUACGUUGGCGAUCUGCUAGCGGAAUUCAAGGCAGCAAAGGAUCGAACUAAAGCAGAAAUUUUGCACUGCAAACUGACAUUUAAAAAAAGGCUAUUUCGUGAAUCAGAUGAAGCUGUGACAGAUCCAAUGUUUGUGCAGUUGUCCUAUGUUCAAUUGCAACAUGAUUAUAUAUUGGGCAAUUAUCCUGUUGGAAGGGAUGAUGCUGCGCAGCUGUCUGCACUGCAGAUCUUGGUUGAGAUUGGAUUUGUUGAUAACCCUGAAUCCUGCACUGAAUGGAAUUCACUUUUGGAACGAUUCCUUCCAAGACAAAUUGCUAUAACACGAGCAAAGCGGGAAUGGGAAUUGGAUAUUCUUUCUCGUUACCGUUCUAUGGAACAUCUGACAAAAGACGAUGCGAGACAACAAUUUCUGCGGAUAUUGAGAACACUUCCCUAUGGGAAUUCGGUUUUUUUUAGUGUUCGGAAGAUUGAUGAUCCUAUUGGGCUUCUGCCAGGACGAAUAAUUUUAGGCAUUAAUAAGAGGGGGGUACAUUUUUUCCGCCCAGUUCCAAAGGAGUAUCUACAUUCUGCCGAAUUACGAGACAUAAUGCAAUUUGGUAGUAGCAAUACUGCUGUUUUUUUUAAGAUGAGAGUUGCAGGUGUUCUUCAUAUAUUUCAAUUUGAUACCAAGCAGGGAGAAGAAAUAUGUGUUGCUCUUCAGACGCAUAUAAAUGAUGUCAUGUUGUGCCGUUACUCUAAAGCCCGCUCUGCUACUAGCAAUUCGAUUAAUGGAGAUCUUUCUAACAACUUUAAACCUCCCAACGUGGAAGUGCAUGAGAAACGUGUUCAGGACUUGGCUAAAGCUCUUGAAGAAUCUCAAAGGAAUGCUAAUAAAUUGCUGGAAGACUUGCGGGAUAAGCAAAAGCAAGAAGUAAAAAUACAAGAAGAUCUAGAGGAAUUGAAAGAAUCCUUGAGAUCUGACAAGCAAAGCCUGGCAAAAGUUACAUGUGAUCGUGACAGACUUAGAUCAUGGUGUGAUGAAAAAGAUAAGGCACUUCAGGCUGCACUGCUGGAGAAAAGGAGCAUGGAAGCGAGGUUGGCUAAGUUGGGGGAUCUUAUGAUAGAGAAGAAUACCAAAAAAGAUUUGAUUGGGGCUGAUACCCAGUUGUUAGAAAAGCUCCAAGGUGAGUUAAAACUUCGUAGUGAGGAGUUGCAUGCAGCAGAAGACACUAUGAAGAAGCUGGUUAAUGAAAAAAUAUCAUUGGAAGAAAAGAUAUCUGGACUUGAAAAGAAGAAAGCUGAUGAGAUAGAUUUUCUUGAGAAAAAAUUUGAGCAAGAACGUAAAGCUUUAAAGUUUCAAGUACUUGAACUUGACAAGAAGCUUGAAGGGGUCACAAAAGAGUUGGCUGUUGUUGAGUCAACUCUUGCUGUCAGGGACUCUGAUUUGGCUUCAUUACAAAAUAAUCUAAGGGAAUUAGAGGAAUUGAGAGAAAUGAAAGAGGACAUCGAUAGAAAGAAUGAGCAAACUGCUGCCAUUUUGAAGAUGCAAGGGGCUCAACUUGCUGAGUUGGAAGUGCUUUAUAAGGAGGAACAAGUUUUAAGAAAGCGUUAUUUUAAUACUAUUGAAGAUAUGAAAGGCAAGAUCAGAGUUUUUUGUCGAUUAAGACCUCUUAAUGAGAAAGAGACUGCUGAAAAUGAAAGAGAUGUACUCACAAGUCUUGAUGAGUUUACAAUUGAACAUCCAUGGAAAGAUGAUAAAGCCAAGCAGCAUAUAUACGAUCAUGUAUUUGAUGGCAGUGCUACCCAAGAUGACGUGUUUGAGGAUACAAGGUAUUUGGUGCAGUCUGCUGUAGAUGGGUAUAAUGUGUGCAUAUUUGCUUAUGGUCAAACUGGUUCUGGAAAGACAUUUACAAUAUAUGGAUCUGAAAACAAUCCUGGACUUACUCCUCGAGCUACGGCAGAACUAUUUAAAAUUAUAAGACGAGAUGGCAACAAAUUCUCAUUUUCAUUGAAGGCAUAUAUGGUGGAGUUAUACCAAGAUACACUUAUAGAUCUUCUUUUACCAAAAAAUGCUAAACGCUUAAGAUUGGAUAUUAAGAAAGAUUUAAAGGGCAUGGUAUCUGUAGAAAAUGUGACUGUUGUAUCAAUUUCAACAUUUGAGGAAUUGUGGAGCAUUAUUCAAAGAGGAUCUGAACAACGGCAUACAUCCGGAACUCAAAUGAAUGAAGAAAGUUCAAGAUCUCAUCUGAUACUCUCAAUUGUUAUUGAAAGUACCAACCUUCAAACUCAGUCGGUUGCGAGAGGAAAGUUAAGUUUUGUGGAUCUUGCUGGUUCAGAAAGAGUGAAGAAAUCAGGCUCUUCUGGUAGUCAACUUAAGGAAGCUCAAAGCAUCAAUAAAUCACUUUCAGCGCUUGGGGAUGUUAUUAGUGCAUUGUCUUCUGGUGGUCAACACAUACCUUAUAGGAAUCACAAGUUAACAAUGUUAAUGAGUGAUUCACUUGGUGGUAAUGCCAAAACACUCAUGUUCGUUAAUGUAUCACCAGCUGAAUCAAACUUGGAUGAGACAUACAAUUCCCUAAUGUAUGCAUCUAGAGUUCGAUCAAUUGUGAAUGAUCCAAGCAAAAAUAUUUCAUCCAAAGAGGUAGCCCGAUUGAAAAAGUUGGUUGCUUAUUGGAAGGAGCAAGCUGGUAGGAAAGGCAAUGAUGAGGAGUUCGAAGAAAUUCAAGAAGAACGUCCAGCAAGAGAUAGGACAGAUGGCCGUCAUUCCAUGUAAUGUUUCUAUUAUGCGAGUUGCUUGAAGCUUUUCCUAUAUAUGAAAAGUACUUGAGAAGUUGCUAGUAAGGGCUUUGGGACACGUGAGCUAGGGCAUUGGCAAGGUUGCCAAUAUUGGUGAACAUAAGCAGGAUUAAGUACCGUUUAAGCUACUAUCAUGUUGUGAAGUCUUGAUCUUGCUCCAACAUUGUACUAAAGCUAGAGGUGCUGUAAUUAGUUUAGCAAGAUUUAAGUUGUAUAGCCGAAUGGUGUGUAUAUUUUGCUUUAUAUAUCCUACAUCUCAUUGGUGACAA
Molecule: messenger RNA, 4297 nt
Organism: Corylus avellana
Lineage: Eukaryota; Viridiplantae; Streptophyta; Magnoliopsida; Fagales; Betulaceae
Product: kinesin-like protein KIN-14E
Biological process (GO): microtubule-based movement
Cellular component (GO): cytoskeleton
Molecular function (GO): microtubule motor activity; ATP binding; oxidoreductase activity
Source: RefSeq, a predicted model, not a curated record